This is a messenger RNA of Camponotus floridanus (Florida carpenter ant), 1205 nucleotides long. RefSeq lists its product as uncharacterized. NCBI's taxonomy places the organism in Eukaryota, Metazoa, Arthropoda, Insecta, Hymenoptera, Formicidae. The transcript is spliced from 4 exons. The record is from RefSeq and is a predicted model, not a curated record. The coding region runs from base 137 to 823 and encodes 228 amino acids.
CAUAAUCUUCGAGAUUUUUUUUUCUGACCGCGAUUUUGAAAAUUCGCGGAAUUACCAUGUAAGAUAUUACAUUUAUUUUCGUGCGACGAUAAAAAAAAGGGAUAGAACAUCUCACCGAUUAUUAAACUGCUGCGGAAUGGACGGCAAAGUCUUUUCAAGAAAUUAUUGCAUUAAGUUUGCAUACCAACCGAAACGUCGUACACCACUCACAUCAUACAUGCAACGUUUAUCCUUACAAUACGUUUAUCCUGAUAACACUGUAUUUAAUAAACAAAUUCUAACUAAGAUCUAUUUUGUACCGGUGCUACAUAUAUCAUCUAUAUAUAAACAUCAAAGUUCCAUAAAACCGACAACUUUUGGAAAAGCAGAAUUGAAUAAAAAUUCUCCCAAUCAAUCAUCUAAGAUGAAACAAGAGAAAAAAAAUUUUUUCUAUUUGAUAUUUCUUAUUGUUAAUAUAUUAGCAAUAAUUAUCAUUUGCAGUAUAAUUAUAAGAGUAAUUUUAGAUGUAAUGGACAAAAAUACUAUGCAACCUAUAAGCAAUCAUACUUCAGUAAUAUUUAAACUUGUUAAGAAUAUUAAAGCUGCAGAUUAUAAUCACGAAUCAGAUAUAUGGAAUAACAUUUCGUCCUCUAUAAACAAAAUAAUAUCAAGAGCAACUAGGAAACCUUUGAUCAUUCUGUUAUUUUCAAAUGAAACAACUACAAUGGAUUCUCUGGCUGUAGCAUUAGCAUAUGCAAGCAGUAAUGCUUUAAACACUAACAGUUCUCUGUGCUUGAAUCCAGAAAAUUUUAGAGAUGAUACUGGUGAAAUCAUUGAUAUAUGAAAGAAAAUUUUCCAAUGAAAAAGGUUGUGAUAAUUUGUGAUAUUUUGAAUAUUAAUACAAAAGCAAUAAUGGCAUUAUACAAUUUGUGUAAUAGAAUAAAUCCCCCACCUGAAAAGGCUAUUUACAUUCUUACUGUGCAGAGUGAUAAUUAUCAGUUAUUAGAAAAGCUUGCUUAUGUCCAGAAACAAAUUUAUUACAAGCUGUUCAAAAGCAUUGAUUGGGACAUUUUAACAUGCCAUUUAUAACAUGCAUUACAAAUGGGAUAAUUAUACCAGUACAACCUGAAGCCACAAUUAAGAUAUUAUUAAUCUAUCCGAAUUCUUAAGAAAGGAUGCAAACUGUUUUUCAAGUAUUUAGAUAGAUUAUAUAAUUGAAUAAUAGC